Molecule: messenger RNA, 1998 nt
Organism: Dermatophagoides farinae (American house dust mite)
Lineage: Eukaryota; Metazoa; Arthropoda; Arachnida; Sarcoptiformes; Pyroglyphidae
Source: RefSeq, a predicted model, not a curated record
UCAUCAUCCUCAUCAUCAUCAACAUCACCUGUAUCGCCGACACAUCAUCCAUCAUCAUCGUCAUUAUCGAAUGCAUAUCAAAUGUUAACACCAUAUCAUCAUCCUCAUCCUCAUCAACAUCCACAUACACAUUCACAUCAUCAUCAUCAUAAUUCACAAACCAAUCAUUCAAUGGCACAGAUUCAUCAUGGACAUUCUCAUCAAACAGCAGCAGCAGCAGCCGCAGCCAUACAACCAUAUCAAACAGCAACACCAUUUCAUCUAUCAUCAUAUGCAACAAUGCGUUCAGCGGCCGCAGCAGCAGCAGCGGCUGCGGCAACAUCAUUUUUAAAUCCUACAGGAACUACACCUUCUGCAGCUGUUUCAAAUUCAUCAUCAUCAUUUAUGACCAAUACAAAUGACUAUCAAUCACCAACAACACAUCAUUCGCAUCAUCAUCAAAAUAAUGGAUCAAAUUCAUAUCUUUUAGCGGCAGCAACAACAACAAGAACAACAGCAGCCGCAGCAACAACAACGACAAUAACAAUAACGACUAUGGAGAAACCAUUACAAAGUUUGGCAGAUACUAGUCAACAACAACCGGAUACUGGUGACAUAUCCGAUGGUUCAAUGGAUGAUAAAUUAUCACCUAUUGGUAUUAUUGGUGGCAAUAGUGGUGGCGGUGGUGGUAAAAAUCAUAAUAAUAAAAAACGUACACGAAGACAACGUACACAUUUUACAUCACAACAAUUACAGGAGCUUGAAUCAACAUUUCAAAGAAAUCGUUAUCCAGAUAUGGCCACAAGGGAAGAGAUUGCCAAUUGGACAUCAUUGACUGAACCAAGAGUUAGGGUAUGGUUCAAAAAUCGUCGCGCAAAAUGGCGUAAACGUGAACGUAAUGCUGCAGCUGAACAAUUGCGGCAAGCAACAGCAUCUGCAACAAAUGUGACAAAUUUUACAACAGCGGCAGCAGCAGCAGCUAGUUUUAAUGGAUUAAUUACACCAUUGGAUCAUCAUCAUCCACACCAUCAUCAUCCUCAUCAUCCACAUCAUGAUCCAUCAUCAUUAUACAGUGGCUAUACAUCAUAUGCAAAUGGAUGGACAACAGCAGCAGCGGCAGCCGCAAAACAUCAUGUUGCAGCAACUGCAGCUGUAGCAAAAAGUGCAUUUACAUGGCCAACAUUGAAUUCGGUUAAUUGUUUUACUAGCACCGGUAGCGGUAGUGGUACAUCAUCAUUGGGUGGAAAUAGCAUUAUCGGUAAUAUUGGAAAUGAUGAUGGAUCAUCCGGUUCAACAACACCGACAUCAUCAACAACAUUACUUGGAACAACAGCGGCAAUAGGUAUUGGUAGUGGUAGUGGAUCAAUAUCCGGUCUUUAUUCAUCAUCACCAACACCACCACCACCACUACCAUAUUCAGCUGCUGCAAUUGUUUAUCAACAAAAUCGUUUGGACGUUGAUGGCGGUGGUGGAAGAUCAUCAUCAUCACCAUUAUCACCACAACAAUCAUCAUUAACUAAUAAUCAUCAUCAACGAAAUCAUGCAGCAACAAAAACGAGCUCUAAUAAUAAAUCAUUAUCAUUAUCAACAUCGACAACACCAACAUCAUCAUCAUCACCACCGCCCCUACAACCACAAUCAACAUCACCAUUAAUUGGUCAUCAUCAUCAUCAUCAACAUCAUCAAAAUCAUCAUCUUCAUAAUAAUCAUCUAGUAACAACAACAACGACAACGAGUAAUAAUAAUAAUCGAUUUAUGAAUCUAAAUGAUGAUAGCUCAACAACACCUACAACACCGUUAUAUAUAACAAAUGAUAACAAUAAUGAUGAUGAAUUUGAUAAUGGUGCUGGUGGAAAUAACAAUAAUUCAUUGAUCAAUAACAAGAAAUUAUGGAUAAUUGAUGCUCAACAUCAAUGCACAACAACCACUGCUGCUACACUGCCAUCUAUUGUUGGUGGAUUAAAUUCAACAAUUCGAAAUCGACUAUUUCGACCGUAUGAUUUGAAUAUUGUUGAAUAG